This is a messenger RNA of Anguilla anguilla (European eel), 1871 nucleotides long. Its product is annotated as phosphatidate cytidylyltransferase 1-like. Lineage: Eukaryota; Metazoa; Chordata; Actinopteri; Anguilliformes; Anguillidae. The record is from RefSeq and is a predicted model, not a curated record. The coding region runs from base 283 to 1650 and encodes 455 amino acids. Gene Ontology annotation, molecular function: phosphatidate cytidylyltransferase activity. Gene Ontology annotation, cellular component: endoplasmic reticulum membrane. The transcript is spliced from 13 exons.
GAGAUUCUGCAGCACUGACCCUGCAGGCUGAGCUGCUCUUGCGGUUAUAAACACAAACGCACGCAUUCCUCUCAGUGGGCAGCUGAAAGUAUUGUGCUCUUGACAGUUCUCUGCAACCGCUCAAGCCGGGAUAUUCAAUGCUCUGUCAGCAUUUUAAUGUUACCAGUUAGCUAGCCGGAGUACUACGGCUGUUAUUAAUCACAAACUGCUCUUUUCUGGGGCUUGUGCCGUGCGCGGAAUUAUUAUAGCUAGCUUCCCAGCUAGCUAGCUAGCUACGGAGAAAUGACUGAGCUCAGAAAGCGAGGAAGAGGCGGGGACCUUGACAGUACAGAAAACAUCAUUGACAAGGAGACAGAUGGAGAGGACAGAUUGGGCCUGCCUGGAGAGGCAGAGGGAGAGGGAGAUGGAGAGGUAGGCUCCAAAGCAGAAACCCCAGAUGUGCCACCAUCGGUAGACAACACUCCAAAAUGCCUCAACAAAGCUUUGGAAGGACUGUCCUCCAGAUGGAAAAACUGGUGGGUUCGAGGGAUUUUGUCACUGACAAUGAUCAGCGGAUUCUUCCUUAUCAUUUAUUUAGGACCUAUCGUGCUAAUACUAGUGGUAAUGAUGGUUCAAAUCAAGUGCUUCCAUGAAAUUAUUACCAUUGGGUACAAGGUUUACCACUCCUACGAUCUUCCCUGGUUCAGGACGCUGAGCUGGUACUUUCUCGUUUGCGUGAACUACUUUUUCUACGGCGAGACGUUGGCGGACUACUUUGGCGUUUUGGUUCAGAGGGAGGAGCCGCUGCAGUUCCUGGCGCGCUACCACCGCUUCAUUUCCUUUGCCCUGUACUUGGCGGGUUUCUGCAUGUUUGUACUGAGUUUAGUGAAGAAACAUUACCGCCUGCAGUUUUACAUGUUUGCCUGGACUCAUGUAACGUUGCUGAUUGUGGUGACACAGUCACACCUCGUCAUUCAGAAUCUGUUUGAAGGAAUGAUCUGGUUUAUUGUUCCAAUAUCCAUUGUGAUCUGCAAUGACAUCAUGGCCUACCUUUUUGGAUUCUUCUUUGGAAGAACACCCUUGAUUAAGCUCUCUCCAAAGAAAACCUGGGAAGGUUUCAUCGGCGGGUUCUUUGGCACCGUCGUGUUUGGAUUCAUAUUUGCCUACCUCCUGGCCCAGUACCAGUAUUUUGUGUGUCCGGUGGAGUAUGACAGCGAGACAAACCGGUUCGCGGUGGAGUGCCAGCCCUCGGAGCUGUUCGUGAUGCACGAGUACACCCUCCCCGCCCUGGUGCAGGACGUCCUGAGAUGGAAAACGGUGAACAUGUACCCGUUUCAGAUCCACAGCGUCGCACUCUCCACCUUCGCCUCGCUCAUCGGUCCUUUCGGGGGCUUCUUUGCCAGCGGAUUCAAAAGGGCAUUCAAAAUCAAAGAUUUUGCCAGCACAAUUCCUGGUCACGGCGGAAUCGUUGAUCGCUUUGACUGCCAGUACCUGAUGGCCACUUUUGUUCAUGUUUACUUAACAAGCUUCAUCAGGGGCCCAAACCCCAGUAAGGUGCUGCAGCAGCUACUGGUGCUGCAGCCGGAGCAGCAGCUCAGCAUAUUCAACCUGCUGCAGUCGCACCUCAGAGAGAGGGGCAUGCUGUCCGCCCCCGACACUGAGGAGCAGUGAACCCCCUUAGAGCCCAGUCCUGUCCCCCCUCGCACUGGGGGGGCACGGUCGUCAGGCCCCAUGACAUCUCAUCACAGCCCCCAUGUGACUCCAUCAUCUCAGUGACCAAACAGCCGCUCCGAACAUCGGGGGUCACCUUGGCGAUGUCAUACGGUCUUCUUGCUACAGUAGAACUUGCAUGACAAUACAAACAGCAGGAAGCCACACUGAGAUUCUAUUGA